This is a messenger RNA of Solanum stenotomum, 1078 nucleotides long. RefSeq names its product short-chain dehydrogenase TIC 32, chloroplastic-like. Bases 1 to 951 code for a protein of 316 amino acids. The transcript is spliced from 8 exons. The record is from RefSeq and is a predicted model, not a curated record. Lineage: Eukaryota; Viridiplantae; Streptophyta; Magnoliopsida; Solanales; Solanaceae.
AUGUGGAUAUUUGGAAGAAAAGGAACAUCUGGUUUCUCAUGUUGUUCAACCGCUGAGGAAGUUACUCAAGGAAUUAAUGGAUUUGGCCACACUGCCAUUGUUACAGGAGCAACAAGUGGCAUUGGCAUGGAGACGACACGUGUCCUCGCCUUGCACGGUGUGCAUGUAAUUAUGGCAGUACGUAAUAGGGAAAAUGGCAAAAAAAUUAAAGAAAAUAUACUUAAAUCCAUUCCAAAUGCUAAAAUUGAUUUUAUGGAUUUAAAUCUGAGUUCUAUGGAGUCGAUAAGAAAAUUUGCCAAAGAAUAUAACUCUGCUGGUCAUCCUUUGAACCUUUUAAUUAAUAAUGCAGGGGUUAUGAUUCCACCAUUUACACUUUCUCAAGACAAGGUAGAAUUACAAUUUGCAGUUAAUCAUUUAGGUCAUUUUCUUUUGAAAAAUCUUUUAUUGGAAAACAUGAAAAAUAUAGCUAAAAAUAGCAAAAAUGAAGGAAGGAUAGUAAAUGUUGCAUCAGCAGCACAUGAUUUUGCAUAUUCUCAGGGAAUUAUUUUUGAUAAAAUUAAUGACAAAGAGAGCUACCAUAGAUUUCAUGCUUAUGGCCAAUCAAAGCUUGCUAAUAUACUGCAUGCAAAUGAACUCGCUAAGCGCUUAAAGGAAGAAGGGGUGAAUAUUACUGCUAAUUCUGUUCAUCCUGGACCAAUUGCCACCAACAUUAUGCGUUACGACAAUCCAUAUUUUACAGGAAUAGUUAACUGGAUUGGGAGAUAUGUGCUCAAGAAUAUUGAACAGGGAGCAUCAACUACAUGUUAUGUGACUUUGCAUCCACAAGUGAAAGGAGUAAGUGGUGAGUACUUUUCAGAUAAUAACAUAGCUACAAACAAAACAACUUCUUUGGCUAAGGAUUCAGAUUUAGCAAAGAAAUUGUGGGAAUUUAGCUUGGAUUUGACCAAAUAGGAUUGUCAAAUGGGCGAGUCAGGUUGAAUCUGGAUGAAUCAAGAUGUAAUGAGUUAAUAAAUGGACAGGUUAAAUUUGAAUUGAUUAGGCGAGGUGUGUUUUCAUGAGCUAAUUUUGUUACCCCUAG